Aspergillus calidoustus is the source of this 1122-nucleotide messenger RNA. NCBI's taxonomy places the organism in Eukaryota, Fungi, Ascomycota, Eurotiomycetes, Eurotiales, Aspergillaceae. The record is from the annotation of a GenBank genome assembly.
AUGGGUUCUAACAAGAUUUGGCUGCGCGCUGAGACUAAGCCCGCCGAGGCGCGGUCUGCUUUGACCCCUACCACUUGUAAGGCUCUCAUUGAUGCUGGAUAUGAGGUUACAAUCGAGCGCUCGUCGCAGAGUAUCUUUGAUGACGAGGAAUUCGCCAAGGUCGGCGCUCCGCUCGUCGAAGAAGGAUCGUGGGUGAAGGAUGCCCCCAAGGACGCCUAUGUUCUCGGCCUCAAGGAACUCCCUGAGGAGGACUUCCCCCUCGAGCACGUUCACAUUUCCUUCGCACACUGCUACAAGGAGCAAGCUGGUUGGGAAAAGGUUCUUGCUCGGUGGCCCCGUGGCGGAGGCACUCUCUUGGAUUUGGAGUUUUUGACUGAUGAUGUUGGUCGUCGUGUUGCUGCUUUUGGUUUCUCUGCUGGAUACGCCGGUGCUGCGCUUGCCGUCAAGAACUGGGCCUGGCAAUUGACACAUCCCGAGGGAGAGCCCCUCCCCGGUGAGACACCGUAUGCCAACCAGCAGCUUCUGAUCGAGUCUGUCAAGGAGUCGCUUGCAGCUGGUCAAAGGCAGUCUGGCAAGACGCCUAGAAUCCUCGUUAUUGGAGCUCUUGGACGUUGCGGUCGUGGAGCCGUGCAGCUCGCCAAAGAUGUUGGUAUCCCCGAAUCCGACAUCAUUCAGUGGGAUAUGGAGGAGACCAAGAAGGGUGGUCCUUUCAAGGAGAUUGUCGAAGACUCUGACAUUUUCGUCAACUGCAUUUACCUCACGUCUAAGCUCCCCGGAGAUUUUGUCAACGUUGAGAGCCUGUCAACACCGAACCGUCGCCUGUCUGUGAUUUGUGACGUGAGCGCUGACACCACCAACCCCAACAACCCAAUCCCCGUGUACAACAUUACCACCACCUUUGACAAGCCCACAGUACCUGUCACCCUCCCAGCCGGGGCCCAAGGCACACCUCUCAGUGUGAUCAGCAUCGAUCACCUUCCGUCGCUUCUUCCCCGCGAGAGCUCUGAGAUGUUCAGUGAGGCGCUGCUGCCCAGCUUGCUACAGCUCAAGGACCGGGAGAACUCUCGCGUCUGGAAGCAGGCGGAGGAUCUCUUCAAGGAGAAGGUCGCCACUUUGCCUUAG